Oncorhynchus kisutch (coho salmon) is the source of this 2833-nucleotide messenger RNA. RefSeq names its product gap junction delta-2 protein. Gene Ontology annotation, biological process: cell-cell signaling. The record is from RefSeq and is a predicted model, not a curated record. Gene Ontology annotation, molecular function: gap junction channel activity. The coding region runs from base 497 to 1429 and encodes 310 amino acids. The transcript is spliced from 2 exons. NCBI's taxonomy places the organism in Eukaryota, Metazoa, Chordata, Actinopteri, Salmoniformes, Salmonidae. Gene Ontology annotation, cellular component: connexin complex.
CACUGUCAUGUGGUUGUCUUACAGGCAACAGCCAUCCCCCGUGAUUUGAGCUUAUAACCAAUUAUUGUUAUUAAAGAUGAAUCUGCUGCAGUAUACUUGGAGAAUAAUGAAAAAAAAAAAAAACUGGUGUGUCUGGCCUCUCUCCACCAACCUGUCUGCGCGUGACGCAAGGGUAGUCUACUUAAAGCAGGAUUAGCGCCCUACCAACAUUACACUCAACUGCCCUCCAUUCAAGCACGGCGCGACCUGGCGUCCAGCGCUCGCCAUCGAAAAUAGGAGGGCUUUCUACUAAUCAGCACUCAGACUCGCGCGAGCAAAAGUGCUUGGGUUGUCAAGUGAUCUUUUAGCAGAGGCGCAGAAGGCAGAAGGCAGGAGCGCACGCAGCAGCGGCGCGUUACCAAUGCAUUCUCCAGAUAUUGGAACAUCCGGAGUGUAAAACAAGGGAAACAAUAGAUUCCACAAGAACGGUGCACGGUGUGCUAUCAUCUCCAAAUGAAUGACAAUGGGGGAGUGGACAAUAUUAGAGCGUCUCUUGGAGGCAGCUGUCCAACAGCACUCUACUAUGAUCGGAAGGAUCCUCCUAACAGUGGUGGUGAUUUUCCGGAUUCUAAUCGUUGCGAUCAUUGGAGAGACCGUCUAUGAUGACGAGCAGUCCAUGUUUGUGUGCAACACCCUGCAGCCCGGCUGUAACCAGGCUUGCUACGACAAGGCGUUCCCAAUUUCCCACAUCAGAUAUUGGGUGUUUCAGAUUAUUCUGGUGUGCACCCCCAGUCUCUGUUUCAUCACCUACUCCGUGCACCAGUCUGCCAAGCAGAAGGAGCGCUUGGAGCGGGGGUAUUCCACCGUGUUCCUCUCCUUGGACAAGCGCCAAGAUUCCAUCAAAAGAGACGACAGCAAAAAGAUAAAAAACACCAUUGUAAAUGGAGUACUUCAGAACACGGAAAACUCCACGAAAGAAGCCGAGCCCGACUGCUUGGAGGUGAAGGACAUCCCAAAUUCGGCCAUGAGAACUAGUGGAAAGUCUAAAAUGAGGCGGCAGGAGGGCAUCUCAAGAUUUUACAUCAUCCAGGUGGUUUUCCGAAACGCUCUAGAGAUAGGGUUCCUGGUGGGUCAAUAUUUCCUGUACGGAUUCAAUGUCCCCGCGGUAUAUGAGUGUGAUCGAUACCCCUGCAUCAAAGAUGUAGAAUGCUACGUUUCAAGACCCACGGAGAAGACUGUGUUUCUGGUCUUCAUGUUUGCGGUCAGUGGCGUCUGUGUGCUUCUGAACUUGGCUGAACUCAAUCACCUUGGAUGGAAGAAGAUCAAAGUAGCUGUCAAAGGCGUGCAGGCGAGGAGGAAGUCCAUCUACGAGAUCCGUAACAAAGACAUGCCUAGAAUGAGCAUGCCCAAUUUCGGCCGCACUCAAUCAAGUGACUCUGCCUAUGUGUAGUAUAUUGAGAAGGCCCAAAACAAGCCUCGUGGACACCGGUUGCGUCAAACUGUAUGGGUUCUCGCGGAGGGCCAUUCAUUUCAAAUGGGAGGCAAUCCACACCACUGCGACUCAUCUGCUGGACAAGGUUGUGGUGCGUAGCACUGCGUGCAGUGUGUCGCAUGCGUUGGAUUUUUCCAACUGGUGUAUUGCUUUGCUGUGUGGUAUCAGACACGGAAGUAGAUAAAACCACCGAAGAAGUUGCAAAUAUGUAGCGUAUUUUUUAUUUAUUUUUGCAUGCGGCUUAAGUGCGACAGCUGUGCAUUUCAGCACCACUGAACAGAACAAUUGUACAAAUAAUUAAAAUAUAUUUAACAAGAAUGUGGUGUAUAUUUUAUCACACCAACUUCGCUUGCGAAGUAGGUGGGGUAGAUCGAUUUUAUUUGUCUUUUACUGACAACUAAAAAACAAACGGACCAAACGUUUGUCAUAUAUUUAUGAGAAGGCACUGAUGUAACGUUUAUAGAUGAUGGUUUAGCCUAUAUUUUGUAAAGCGCUUCUUAGAAGUAUAUAAUGUAUGUGUUGACAUUCACUCUGUCGUUCACUUCAGCUGUUGAACAUGGAGUAAAUACUUGCACUAUAUAUGAAUAAUGAGCCAAAAUAUAUCCAAUUUGUGCUGUGAUGGUGUUUUUACGACAUUCCGCCAGAUUUAAACACCACAUACCAUUAUAGCAAUGAAACACACACAUUAUUUGGCAGUUUUUGGGUCAAAUGUACUAAAAUGAUAUACAUUCUUCCAGUAUAUUACUCAUCUCACAUCGUUGUUGUCAGCACUAUCUUUGUUUUGGUUGCCUGAGUUUGCACCAUUGACCUUAACCUAUGUGAUCACUCAAUUGGGGGGGAGGGGGGGGGGGAUGCAAAUACUGACACCUGGGACUUUUAAAUGCAUUUUUUCUUUCUUUUAUUUACACCCAGGCGCCCAUUGCUUUCGUUUGUGGGCAAAUGGAUUUUCUUGAUUUAAUGUCAUCAAGUGCCAUAUAUGUACAUAAAUAUAAACAUUAUAAAUCUAUAGAGUAUUAUCAUCAUCAUAACAGCAGAAUUCUGUAAAUUCCUCUUUUGGAUUAAAUGCUGUCAACGUAUUUGAUUUGAAUAGCUGUGGUUUGUAUGGAAAUGGUAUGCUACUGCUAUAUUAUCAUCCCUGGUUUCAUUUGACAACAUGAAAAAACAAGCAACCUUUGCACAUUCAAAAAGUAUUGAUGAGCAAUUAGUCAUAUAGACUAGAGCACAAAUCUGAAUUGGAAUCAAUCAGAUGAUAGGCAAUAAAUGUUUGCCCCUGGUGCUACCAUUUUCCAAAGCAAUCAUCGAUGUAAGAUCAUACUGAAAGGUGAUCCUAUCCACAAAUAAAAAUGUAAUUCAUGUAUACAA